This is a messenger RNA of Periconia digitata, 435 nucleotides long. Lineage: Eukaryota; Fungi; Ascomycota; Dothideomycetes; Pleosporales; Periconiaceae. The record is from the annotation of a GenBank genome assembly.
AUGGCUGACGCCUCAAUCUUCGAAGACACCUUCAACAUUACAUCUGUCGAUUCCGAGCGAUAUGACCGUGUCACCCGACUGAACGGUACCUCAACCGAUAAUACCGUUAGCAUAACUCUCGAUGUCAACCACGAACUGUUCCCCUGCCAUACAGGCGACACGAUCAAUCUGGUUUUGGCCAACACUCUGAAGCUUGAUGGCACUAAAGAAGAGGGACAAGGUUGGAGGGAUGUCGCCAAGGGCGAGUCUACCCUUGCGGAUAUGUUCGACUACGUGUGUCAUGGAAAAGUAUACAGGGUUUUGGACCAGGAAAAUGAAGGCAACGACAUCAAGGUGUACCUUUCCUUCGGAGGCCUGCUGCUCGUCAUGCAGGGCCCCUACAAGAAGCUGACCGGUCUCAAAAUUGAACACCUCUACCUUCUUGUGAAGAAAUAG